AUGGAAGAAGAUCAAGAAAAGUAUUUGGAAGAUGCUCGUAAGGUUGUCAAAGAACAAGCUUAUUUUAUGAGGGCUUCAUUGGAAAAGGCUCAAUUAAAAGAUGCUUUGAGAUAUUCUUCAGCAAUGUUGAGUGAAUUGAAGACAUCACUUUUGAGUCCAAGAAAUUAUUACAUCUUGUUUAUGUAGGUCUUCGAUGAGAUGCGUAUAUUGGAGAAUUACUUCAAAGAAGAGUAUAGAAGAGGAAGGAAGAUGCCAGACUUAUAUGAAUCUGUUUAGCAUGCCACAUACGUCAUUCCACGUUUAUAUCUACUAAUCACAGUCGGAUCUGUGUUCAUAUAAACUCAUGAAAUCGGAGCCAAAGUGAUCCUCCUUGACUUAUUGGAGUGUAUUAAGGCCAUCUAACAUCCAUUGAGAGGAUUGUUUAUUAGAUAUUAUUUCUUGAAAUUAUGCAAAGACAGACUUCCAGACACAGGCUCUGAAUACGAAGGCACAGGAGGAAAUAUAGAUGAUGCCAUUGAAAUCAUUAUAAGAAACCUAUCAGAGAUGAACAAAUUAUGGAUUAGAAUGUAAGGAUCAAAAGACAAAUCAAAGAGAGAAAGGGAAAGACUCGAUCUCAAAGUAACCAUUGGAGAGAAUGUUACCAGAUUAAGCAAUUUGGAAGGUGUUUCAUUGGACACCUAUAAAACAAAGGUCUUACCAAAAAUCAUUGAUAUCAUAACAAGCAGCAAGGAUGCUAUAUCCCAAACAUACUUGAUGGAUUGCACAAUUCAAGCAUUUCCAGAUGAGUAUCAUUUGCAAACACUUUAAGAACUUUUGAAGGUUUGUACAACUCAAUUAGAACCAACAGUGGAUAUCAAAAACAUAUUCAUCAAUCUUAUGGGUAGAUUGGCUGAUUUUGCAUUGAAUAAUGAUAUGGGCACAUUCAAUUCCGAAGUGGAUAUUUAUAGUAUGUUCAAAUAAAAUAUUGACAAAAUGUUAGAUUCUAACAGUCAAAUUGAAUUCAAAAAUCUUUUAGAUUUAUAAGUGGCUUUCCUCAAUUUCACAUUAAGAUGUUAUCCCAACAAUUCAGAAUACGUUAAUGACAUUCUUAAAUCUUGUUGUAGAUUAUGCGAAAGAUAAAACGAAACAGAUUUCACAGAAGAGUGCUAAAAAAAUAUUGUUAAGUUUCUUGCCAUGCCUUUGGAUACCAUGAGCUUAUCCAUUCUUACAAUGAAUGAGUAUCCAAAUCUUAUGAAACAUCUUCCAUUCUAAAAAAGAAGACAAGUCGCGAUUAAGAUUUGUUAGGCUGUGGUUAAUUUGAAUUAAGUAAUUGACGAUUUAAAGAUCACUGGAGAAUUACUCAAAUUCAUUUAGCCACUCUUAAUUACAUAGAAUGAUUAUGUUGAAAUCCCAGAAAAUGAAUUUGAAGAAGAACAAUAAUUAGUGGCUAGAACUGUUCAUCUAGUUCAAAAUGGAGAUUUAGCAAUUCACAACACUAUCUUACAAUAAUUCAUAGCCAAAUUCUAACAAGGAGAAAUCAACAGAUAAAAGUAUACAUAUCCUGCAGCCAUUUUUGCAUUGUUUAGAUUGAUUUAAUUGAUAGCCGCUUAAGGAGGACCAUAAACAUAAGAAACAUAAUAUAAGGGGUUAUUUGAAUAAAUAAGAGGAUUGAUCGAAGUCUUACAAGGACACUUCCCUGAAUUAGCCUUGAAACUCAACCUAAACUUUUUGUUAUGCAUCAAUAUUGUUGAUUAGGCCUAAGAGUUUGAUGAAUUCUCAUACGAUGUUGGAACUCAAAUUAUCACCAUAUUUUAAGAUGAAAUUGGAGAUUCUAAUGUGAAGGUGGUGUUAUUAAAUCAAAUUAUGUCCACCUUUGCUAAGUUAAAUUGUAUCAGUGGUGAAAACUUUGAUACUCUUGCUGGAAAUGCCACACAAUAAGCUGCCAAACUAUUAAAGAAGAAUGAAUAAGCAAUUGGUGUCUUGAAUUCGGCUCAUAUGUUCUACAAUGAUCACAUUAAAAAUGUUUAGAGAGUUCAAGAAUGCUUCAAGAAAGCCAUCAAAAUAGCCAAUCAAAGUAUUGGCAACAACCCAAAGUUUGUAUAUGUUUUUAUUUAAAUCUUGAAUAAAUAUUUCUACUUCUUUGAAUAAGUUGAGUUCAAAGAUGCAGAAAUCUAGGAAGUUAUUAAAAUGAUCAAUGAGAAACUACCCAAAGCAUUAUCAGAUAAUGAUGAAUAAUCCAAAAAGAUUAAAAUCUUAUGGACUGCUACAUAGGAACUUGUCAGAGAAAGAAAGAGAAGGUCAAUCUAAGCCUAUCAAUAGAUAAACAUUUGAGUAUGAUAUGAACCGAAUACCAAUAAAUAUAUUCUUAAUUUUCAAA
Messenger RNA from Paramecium tetraurelia, 2356 nucleotides. RefSeq lists its product as uncharacterized. The record is from RefSeq and is a predicted model, not a curated record. Lineage: Eukaryota; Ciliophora; Oligohymenophorea; Peniculida; Parameciidae. The transcript is spliced from 5 exons. Gene Ontology annotation, biological process: intracellular protein transport; retrograde transport, endosome to Golgi. Gene Ontology annotation, cellular component: retromer complex; retromer, cargo-selective complex; late endosome.